AUUUUGCUUGAUUUUGCUGACAAUGACAAACAAUGAUAACACAAAAAGUUGUUGAAUCUUUAUUAUAAAUAAUGUGAAUUGCAGAUAAUAAUUUUGUUAUAAGUUUGCCUUGGUUUAUAAGAAGUAAGAGGAAAAUAUAAUAUUGAAAUUGUACGUGGAUAUAAGGGAAAGUAUAAGAGUAAAGUCGAUUGUUAUCGGCCCAAACCCAAAAUGGAUUCUUGUUUAGGAGUUGAGCAAGAUUUAGACAAAGCCACUACUAAGUUUACGGCUUUAAAUGAUCAAACAAGUACUGCUAUUGAUGAACUAAUAACGAAAGUGGAAAAUUUGAAGAAGGAACUCGCAAAGCAAUCUCCCGAUGACCCAUUACCACCAGAAGAAGUUAAACUCAUUGUUGAUAUGAUUGCAUCCCUUAAACAGGCAGUUUUUCAGAUGUCCACAGAUCAUCGUGAGCUUCAUGCCACAGUGUCUCGUGUCGGAAAGUCAAUUGACAGACAUUUCAUUGCUGAUUAUGCCGCUGUUGCUCCUAAGGCUGAAUCAUUCUGUUCAGACACUAACAGACCUCUUAUGGAGCAGGCUAUAGCACAACACUUGUAUAGACAGGGCCUGGAAGAUGUCGGGGACGCGUUUAUCGCUGAAGCCCGCAUACCACCGGUGGAGCGCACAUGUGCGUUCGCUCAGCUGCAGCGCUGCGCUGCUGCGUUGGCUGAGGGUGAUCCGCAGCCAGCGCUGGAAUGGGUCGAGGAGAGAGCUGAGGACUUGACACACUCACCGCUGCCGUUUACUUUACACAGAAUGAAGGCUUUGAAGCUGGGUCGCGAAGUGGGCGUCGGCGCAGCCAUCGGCUACGCCCGCGCGGUGUUCCCGGCGCACGCGGCGCGGCACGAGCGCGCGCUGCGGGCGUGCGUGUGCGCGCUCGCCUGGUGCACGCCCGCGGCCCCGCCCCCGCCGCCGCACUACCGCCGCCUGCUGGACCCCAAGGCGUUGGGAGCGGAGGCCGCCGAGGUGUUUAUACGCGAGUCGUGCGCGCUGCUGCGCCUGGCGCCGCUGUCGCCGCUGGCGGGCGCGGUGUUGGUGGGCGCGCGCGUGCUGCCCGCGUUGCACGACAUCCGCGCCAAGAUGGCGCACCCCCACGUUAUAGCGGCCUGGGCGGACGACGAGCUGCCGCUGGAGGUUGAUCUCGGCGAAGAGGGCGGCAACUACCACAGCGUGUUCGCGUGCCCGAUCCUCCGACAGCAGGCGUCCGACGCCAACCCGCCGAUGCGGCUGCUAUGCGGACACGUCAUCUCGAGGGACGCGCUCAACAAGCUCACUAUGGGCGUCAAGUUGAAAUGCCCGUACUGCCCCAUGGAGCAAUCGCCGUCGGAGGCCCGUCAGAUUUAUUUCUCCUAGACGUUACUUCAAGCCUCGAUCACACGUAGAACGCUGUUAUAUGUUUUGUAUUCGAAUGUAGAUGCAAUCUUUCAGAUUAAAAUUUAUAUUAUGCGUCAA
This is a messenger RNA of Aricia agestis (brown argus), 1488 nucleotides long. It is a transcript of the gene Sou, whose product is annotated as E3 ubiquitin-protein ligase RMND5A. Gene Ontology annotation, biological process: proteasome-mediated ubiquitin-dependent protein catabolic process. The record is from RefSeq and is a predicted model, not a curated record. Gene Ontology annotation, cellular component: cytoplasm; GID complex; nucleus. Bases 211 to 1389 code for a protein of 392 amino acids. Gene Ontology annotation, molecular function: ubiquitin protein ligase activity; protein binding. NCBI's taxonomy places the organism in Eukaryota, Metazoa, Arthropoda, Insecta, Lepidoptera, Lycaenidae. The transcript has 8 exons.